AUGGACUCCUCGUCCUCCCACCGCGACCCUGCUCAGCUAUGUUUUGAGAGUGUUCGGACUAGACGGCUCAUCAUCGCAUCUUACUGGGCUGUUGUUCUUCUUGCUAUACCGCUAUGGUGGAAGGCGACAAGCAUCGAAAGGCUCUCGCUUCCAGCUUCACGCGUUUACGCUCAACGGAGUAGAGAGCUGUCAUUCCCUGUGGCAGUCACUCUCAAUCCCUCAAAUAAGGCCGAAAUCAGGUCUCUUGCAAGUGACGUCCAGACUGCUCUGCAGCUGGACAAGAGGGCUGGCAGUGCGGCGGACGUGGAGCUACGCGUCGGAAGCCACCCAGACGCCGCGUACAAUGUCGUGCUAGAAAAUGCAGCCGAACAUCCUAUUGUCGAAGGGAGGGAGCUGCGAUUUGGAGGGUCUACCGAACAGCUGGCAGAUACAUUGAGCAAGCUCAUCGCGCCAUACGCAUCGUAUUCUGCAUCGCAAACGCAGCGAGUGAUGAAGUACUCCCCCCGGUACCGCCUUGCAUUCACUUUGCUCAACGAGGAGGCGACAAGCGGGAGUGCAGCAUUGGCCUGGGAUGUUCAGGAUGCUAUCCAAACCCAUGUUGGUCCGCUGCUUAAAAAGCUAUCGGACUUACAUAACUUCACCAUCGAAAGUCAAGUGCAAUAUCAUGCUCCCCUCGCUUUUCAGCCUCGACCCCUUCAACAUGAGGGCCAAGACGUACAUGGUCUAACACAGGAAGACCUGACUGUAUUCGUUAACUCUGCUGAGUGGACACUAUCAUCAAGUGUAUCUAGCGACCCUGUCAUACACUUUGUGCUGUUCGUACCUUCCACUAAGAACAGCCCUUUGCACAUCCUCGACCAGCAAGGCUCCGUACACCCUUCGAACGCAUUCCUCCUCCCCCAGUGGGGCGGCAUCGUCCUGCUAAACCCGCCGAAGGAGGCCUCCCCGAUUGCUCGCCUCACUCCGGCCGACCUUCGCCCCAUUUUUGCCACCUUUGCAUACCAGCUUCUGACGCUUCUGGGAGUGCCUGGCCUUCCCCUACACGUCCGCACCGCCCAACGCGAACCGUUCACAGACUGGGAGCUUGACGCGUUGCUACGUCAGCGUGCAUUCGAGAAUGUGCAGGGUAGCGCCGACACGCUCGAAGCGAUUGUGCGGCUCGUCGACCAGAUUGAAAACAUGCCUGUCGGUCAGGACGUCGUCGGCGAUGUGCAGGACGCGCUCGAUGCGCUCAACGAGGCGCAUGACUCGUCGCGCGCAUCAUCGCCCGUAGCGACCUUGAAGCACUCUGCACGCGCGUUGACCUUAGCGUCGCGUGCGUUUUUCAACCCUGGUAUGCUCGCGCUGCUCUACUUCCCCGCGGAGCACACGUACGCGGUCUACGCCCCGCUAUUCGCUUCAGUCUCUGCGCCACUCCUUGGAGCCGUCAUACGAGAGCUCAUGGCGUGGAAGAAGGCGCGGAAGGAGGCCAAGGAGGCCGAGUUGAAGGAGGCGAGAGGGGGUCGUGUGCAGGGGGCGAAAGUUGAGUGAUUGACGACGAUCUUUGUAGGACUAAUUUAUUUCUUGGACAUAAGUGUAUGCAGCUCGGUGUGCCUGUGGGAUCAUGCAUUGA
This is a messenger RNA of Trametes versicolor FP-101664 SS1, 1612 nucleotides long. Its product is annotated as GPI-anchor transamidase GPI17. The record is from RefSeq and is a predicted model, not a curated record. The transcript is spliced from 7 exons. Gene Ontology annotation, cellular component: GPI-anchor transamidase complex. NCBI's taxonomy places the organism in Eukaryota, Fungi, Basidiomycota, Agaricomycetes, Polyporales, Polyporaceae. Bases 1 to 1530 code for a protein of 509 amino acids. Gene Ontology annotation, biological process: attachment of GPI anchor to protein.